Messenger RNA from Olea europaea var. sylvestris, 4241 nucleotides. RefSeq names its product cellulose synthase A catalytic subunit 2 [UDP-forming]-like. The record is from RefSeq and is a predicted model, not a curated record. The transcript has 14 exons. Gene Ontology annotation, cellular component: trans-Golgi network; plasma membrane. Gene Ontology annotation, molecular function: cellulose synthase (UDP-forming) activity. Lineage: Eukaryota; Viridiplantae; Streptophyta; Magnoliopsida; Lamiales; Oleaceae. The coding region runs from base 517 to 3798 and encodes 1093 amino acids. Gene Ontology annotation, biological process: cellulose biosynthetic process; plant-type primary cell wall biogenesis.
UACGCGUUGAAUUUUCUUUUCUCUGUAUUUCAAGAAAAAUACAUACAUUUUACAUACAUAUACUUUUUUGUCCUUGUCGAUCCCUUCUUCAACCCCGUGGCAAGUGAUUCUCUGAUCCACACCUCACAGACAGAAUAGAGAUAAAUAAUUGAUAGAGAGAGACCCUUUAUCAUAAACACGGGUUUCUCUCUGGAAAAGGAAUCAGAAAAAACACUCACUACUCUCUCUUUAUAAUUACCCACAUUUUUUUUCUUUUCUUUACAACUCUUUGUAUUAAUAUAUAUAUUUUUUAUGAGUCUGUUAAUGUAUCUUUUUCAGUGAUUGUUUAAUGUGAAGGGGGUGGUGCUUAAGAAGACAAAGAAACCGAAGUGGCCGUUCAGUUUCUUUCUUCUUUGACGCGUGGAAAUGGGCAUUGAGUUAUUUUUAUUUUUGCUCUCUUUUUCUCGAUUGUGAAGGUGCUGUAAUCGUGUCUUUGUGUGAGUGAGCAAAAGGAGAGAGUUUUAAGGUUUCCUUCAGAUGGAUACCAAAGGAAGGCUUGUGGCUGGUUCACACAACAGAAAUGAGUUUGUACUCAUCAAUGCUGAUGAGAUUGGAAGAGUGACUUCUGUGAAAGAGUUGAGUGGACAGAUUUGUCAGAUUUGUGGGGAUGAGAUUGAAAUUACAGUGGAUGGGGAGCCUUUUGUUGCCUGCAAUGAAUGUGCCUUCCCUGUUUGUAGACCAUGCUAUGAAUAUGAAAGAAGAGAGGGUAAUCAAGCUUGUCCUCAGUGCAAAACCAGAUACAAGCGCAUAAAAGGGAGUCCUAGAGUCGAUGGAGAUGAAGAUGAGGACGAAUUUGAUGAUUUGGAUAAUGAGUUUGAUUACAAUGGCAAUGAGAGAAGAGAUCCUCAUCAGAUUGCUGAAGCAGCACUCUCGACUCGCCUUAAUAUUGGUCGAAGUGCUUCUGGAAUCACAAUUCCAUCCGAGUUGGAUUCGGCAGCCAUUGGCUCUGAAAUUCCUCUCCUUACUUACGGUCAAGAGGAUGAUACGAUCUCAGCCGACAAACAUGCUCUCAUUAUUCCACCAUUCAUGGGUGGGGCAAAGCGAAUCCAUCCUAUGCCAUUUUCUGAUUCCUCCAUGCUUGUUCCACCUCGCCCGAUGGAUCCUAAGAAAGAUUUAGCAGUGUAUGGGUACGGUACCAUUGCCUGGAAGGAAAGAAUGGAGGAAUGGAAGAAAAAACAGAACGAUAGACUUCAAGUGGUGAAGCAUCAAGGAGAUAAAGGUGGAAACAUUGGUGGAGAUGAGAUGGAUGAUCCUGAUUUACCCAAGAUGGAUGAAGGCAGACAACCGCUUUCAAGAAAACUACCUAUUUCUUCAAGCAAGAUAAACCCCUAUCGAAUGAUCAUUCUUCUACGAAUGGUAAUUCUAGGGUUAUUCUUUCACUACAGAAUUCGUCACCCUGUCAACGAUGCAUAUGGAUUAUGGCUCACAUCAAUUAUAUGUGAGAUAUGGUUCGCUGUUUCGUGGAUAUUUGAUCAGUUUCCGAAGUGGUUCCCCAUUGAGAGAGAAACAUAUCUUGAUAGACUCUCACUGAGGUAUGAGAAAGAAGGGAAACCGUCUGAACUGGCUCCUGUAGACAUAUUUGUGAGUACUGUGGAUCCAUUGAAAGAACCUCCACUUAUUACUGCAAACACAGUUCUCUCCAUCCUUGCUGUGGAUUAUCCAGUGGACAAGGUUGCCUGCUAUGUCUCAGAUGAUGGUGCUGCCAUGCUGACUUUUGAAGCUCUUUCUGAGACAUCUGAAUUUGCACGGAAAUGGGUCCCAUUUUGCAAGAAAUUCAACAUUGAGCCUCGGGCACCUGAAUGGUACUUUGCACAGAAGGUUGACUAUUUGAGAGACAAGGUGGAACCCACAUUUGUGCGGGAACGCCGUGCAAUGAAGAGAGAAUAUGAAGAGUUUAAAGUUCGAAUUAAUGGAUUAGUUGCAAUGGCACAAAAGGUUCCUGAGGAGGGCUGGACCAUGCAGGAUGGAACUCCAUGGCCAGGCAAUAAUGUCAGGGAUCAUCCUGGAAUGAUUCAGGUUUUCCUUGGUCAUAAUGGUGUUCAUGACAUUGAAGGAAACGAGUUGCCUAGCCUAAUUUAUGUUUCUCGUGAGAAGAGGCCAGGAUUUGAUCACCACAAAAAGGCUGGUGCCAUGAACGCUUUGGUGCGUGUCUCAGCUGUCAUCUCAAAUGCUCCUUUUCUGCUUAAUGUUGAUUGUGAUCACUACAUAAAUAACUGUAAGGCUCUAAGGGAAGCUAUGUGUUUCAUGAUGGACCCUCAAGCUGGAAAGAAAAUAUGCUAUGUGCAAUUCCCUCAAAGAUUUGAUGGAAUUGAUCGACACGAUAGAUAUUCAAAUCGCAAUGUUGUCUUUUUUGAUAUAAAUAUGAAAGGGCUUGAUGGGAUCCAAGGUCCAAUUUACGUCGGAACUGGAUGUGUCUUCCGAAGGCAAGCACUUUAUGGAUAUGAUGCCCCCAAGAAGACAAAACCCCCUGGGAAAACAUGCAAUUGUUUGCCAAAAUGGUGUUGUUGCUGUUGUCAAUCCAGAAAAAAGAACAAGAGAAGCAAAACAAAGGAUAAAAAGAAGACAAUGAAGGGCAGGGAAACAUCAACCCAGAUUCACGCUCUUGAAAAUAUAGAGGAAGGAAUUGAAGGAAUUGACAGUGAGAAAUCAGCCCUCAUGCCCCAGAUAAAAUUUGAGAAAAAAUUUGGACAAUCACCAGUUUUCAUUGCUUCGACGCUGCUAGAAGAAGGUGGUGUUCCUCCAGGAGCCACAUCUGCAUCACUCUUGAAAGAAGCAAUUCAUGUAAUUAGUUGUGGUUAUGAAGAUAAAACUGACUGGGGAAAAGAGGUUGGAUGGAUUUAUGGUUCUGUUACAGAAGAUAUCUUGACCGGGUUCAAGAUGCACUGUCAUGGCUGGCGUUCAGUUUAUUGCAUUCCCAGAAGGCCUGCAUUCAAGGGUUCCGCUCCCAUUAAUCUUUCAGAUCGUUUGCACCAGGUUCUUCGUUGGGCUUUGGGAUCGGUUGAAAUUUUCUUGAGCAGACACUGUCCCAUCUGGUAUGGAUAUGGCUGUGGUCUGAAACCGCUGGAGAGAUUUUCAUAUAUAAACUCUGUAGUCUAUCCAUUGACGUCUAUUCCAUUAAUUGCUUAUUGCACCUUGCCAGCAGUUUGCCUUCUUACCGGGAAAUUCAUUGUCCCUGAGAUUAGUAACUAUGCCAGCAUAAUAUUCAUGGGCCUCUUUAUUUCAAUUGCUGCAACUAGUAUACUGGAGAUGCAAUGGGGUGGUGUUGGCAUUGAUGAUUGGUGGAGAAACGAGCAGUUCUGGGUGAUUGGUGGUGUCUCAUCUCACUUUUUUGCUCUGCUGCAAGGUCUUCUAAAGGUUUUGGCUGGUGUUAACACCAACUUCACUGUUACAUCCAAGGCAGGGGACGAUGGAGAGUUUUCCGAUCUUUACCUCUUUAAGUGGACAUCAUUAUUAAUCCCUCCUUUGACAUUGUUGAUUAUCAACAUUAUUGGGGUCAUAGUUGGGGUUUCAGACGCCAUAAGCAAUGGGUACGAAUCAUGGGGACCUCUGUUUGGAAGGCUAUUUUUCGCGUUAUGGGUCAUUGUCCAUUUAUACCCCUUCCUCAAAGGGUUUAUGGGGAAGCAAGACAGAGUACCUACCAUCAUCAUAGUUUGGUCAAUUCUUCUGGCUUCUAUCUUCUCACUGUUAUGGGUCCGGAUCAACCCGUUCCUGUCUAGGGAUGGAAUUGUAUUAGAAGUAUGUGGGCUGGAUUGUAAUUAGAUACAGAUGAUAAACUUCUCGUGCUUUUGAGUUUAUAAGAAUCACAGGGUAAAGACUGGCAUCCCUGGAAGCUUUCUGGUCAUCGACGUGCUGUGGUGGCAUGUGUAGAUAAAAAAAAAAACUGUGCCUGAACACUUGGAAAUUUGUUCUGCAAAAUUUUCAUUGAUUCUUUGGAUAGUUUUUCGUGUUCUGUAAUCCCAAGAGAACAUAAAGUUUUUCUUUCAUACUAUUAAGUCACUGCUCAAUAAGGGCUUUCUCUAAGGAUUGUCCUCAAGUUAAAAAGUUCAUAAUUUCAAGAACUUGUCAUUCAGUUUCUUGUUCUAUAAUCUCAGAUCUUGGAAUUUUGAUUUUUAUUCUCAUUAUGGUGUGUAAUAUUAUCUCAGUUUUAGAUGUCUGAAAUAUGUACACAAGUCAUACAGCAAUAAGAGAGCUUUGAUGAAUGU